GUAAAAUAUGAAGAAACUGAGCGAACCGACAGGCUGGGUCUAACCGAACGCACAAGACGAGCCGGACCUUAUCCGAAAACCUGCCCACCUUCAAAUCGCCGUGGACGACCAAGGAGACGGCGGCCGUGGGCACAGGAGGCGAAUCCGCAUCCGGGGGGAACAAGAGCAGAGGAAUCGGGAAGAGAUCCGUGUUGGUGGUAACUGGAGUUGAUAGCCGGAUUCCCGGAGGGAGACGAAUUCGACCUAGCAGCGGAGUUGGGAGCCCGAUUCCAGGUGGGAGACGGCAGAGAUCACCAAGAAGGACGACAUCAAUCGCUAUAAAUAAAGGGGGCCAAGAACACCCAAGGGCCAAGGCGCAGCCAGAGAUCCGGGUGCUGAGUCUUUUUUUGCUUGCUGUUGCUGAAUACUAGUGCUAGAAAUACUUGAGGAAAUUCCUAGCCUGCAGGCUGCAGCAGAUGGAAGGCCCCUUCCCAUUGCUUGUGCAUGAUCUUGGGAACCGUACAGAUGACUGCCAGACGCGGUUCAUCAUCUCCAACCAGGCCGUGAGCACCGCAGCCAUCCAUGAACGCAAGGACUACAGGUGCUUCGAGUCUCCACAGGGCUCUGGGUGCUCGCGCUGGAACCUGCUUCCCUGCACACGUUCCUGUGGCGUCCUCAGGACGGCCAGAGGAUCAGCCUUCCAUCCCCAAAACAAGAAUUUCCCAGGAGGUGCAAGUGCCUGCUUUCCGACAAGCCUAGCUCGACAUCGUCUUGCACUGUUCUGGUCCUCGAUCUUGACCAGCCUAAUCUGUUGGUGUGCCGAAUCGGAGGAAGCCAAUGGGACUCUUACAACUAUGAGCUCACCAUGUUCCUUGCAGAUGACAAGCCCCGGGAGAUACAUAUGGCCAAACUUAAAGGCAUUGCUGCUGUUGGGGGCAAGGUCUACUACACGUUCACGACACGCCCUUGGAGUAGUGGAGUUCAGCCCUGAGCUCAGCCUCACCGAGUUUGAAGUUGAUAUGGUUGAACUGCCCGACACCAUGCCGUUUACUUCAACUUACUUGGUUGAAUCAUGUGGUGACCUCUUUAUGGUGGUCGUUGUCUUUCUUGGACACAACGUGCACAAAAUCGACAAGGUCGACGUGUAUAAGAUGGACUUCUCGAGGCCGGAAUGGUGCAAGGUGGACAGGAUUGGUGAUAGGGUGUUCCUCUUGGGUGGAGACAGCAUCGGAGCUUCCAACUUUGGAGCAUCAUGUUCGGCCAGUGAACAUGGUUUGUCUAGCAACUGUAUCUACUUUCUGAACAACAUCGCUGCCGAGGAGAAUUACCUGCACAUUUUCAACCUGGAGAAAGGGACUGAAGAAGUGCAACGUCCUUUUAGACACAAAAAUGGUUGCCUGCUGCCACCGCCACGUCCACCGAUGUGGCUGUUACCCACAGACGACUGACUUCAUGUGCAAGGAAAAUUUAGCACUGUACUAGUACUUUUUUUGUUUGUUUGGAUACCUGCAAUAAAGUGGUGCCUAGCACCUUAGUUCAA
Messenger RNA from Triticum aestivum (bread wheat), 1519 nucleotides. RefSeq lists its product as uncharacterized. NCBI's taxonomy places the organism in Eukaryota, Viridiplantae, Streptophyta, Magnoliopsida, Poales, Poaceae. The transcript has 2 exons. Bases 456 to 1427 code for a protein of 323 amino acids. The record is from RefSeq and is a predicted model, not a curated record.